This is a messenger RNA of Mesorhabditis spiculigera, 271 nucleotides long. NCBI's taxonomy places the organism in Eukaryota, Metazoa, Nematoda, Chromadorea, Rhabditida, Rhabditidae. The record is from the annotation of a GenBank genome assembly.
AUGACAAACCACUACGAGACGAAGGAGCCGUACGCCGAAAUCCACCAGCCGCCCCAGCCGCCCGGCGACCAGGCCAGCUUCAUGUAUCCCGGCCAGGUACAGCUCGGGGCGCUGAGCCUUGAGGAACCGUCGAUUAGCCCCGAAGCCGAGCAGCAGGACAUGGGCGGCCAAGAUGUGAAACUGUUCGCCGCGGCGGGCAACGACCUGUCCCACGAUGUGCAGCCGCCGGAGAUUGUGGAUGACGCGGUGCGUACCUGGGGGAUGGGAUACG